AUGACUGAGUUCCCGACCAUCUUCCCAGGCUACUACAUCUCCUGCACCACCCACAUCCACGUCACCAUUCGGACCAACGACCUUAUCAACUCGGUCUACCAGCUUGCCCCCUACAAUGAUCACCUUUCGACUCCGAACCGUACCACCAGCUCCCAGGACUCGCUUUACUCCAGCGCCAAUGGAGACGGCUACUCUGCCGUAGUCUCUGUGUCUCAGCUGGGUGAUUCUCUCGCCGAUAGUCUUGUGGGAUACAUCACUAUUGGCGUCAACCGCUCUGCUACUUCUGUUGAGACCAAUGGUGGCCGUUCCAAUAUUGUUGGUGCUCUGCCUACUGUGACCCCGACCCCUGGUGCUCGGGCUGCUGCUUACGCCCUUGAUGCCUCUGAGGGCUACUUUGUAGAGUGCGAUUGUUAUUCAUAA
Penicillium expansum is the source of this 420-nucleotide messenger RNA. Its product is annotated as Intradiol ring-cleavage dioxygenase, core. The record is from RefSeq and is a predicted model, not a curated record. Bases 1 to 420 code for a protein of 139 amino acids. NCBI's taxonomy places the organism in Eukaryota, Fungi, Ascomycota, Eurotiomycetes, Eurotiales, Aspergillaceae. The transcript has 2 exons. Gene Ontology annotation, molecular function: oxidoreductase activity, acting on single donors with incorporation of molecular oxygen, incorporation of two atoms of oxygen; iron ion binding.